Molecule: messenger RNA, 933 nt
Organism: Sarcophilus harrisii (Tasmanian devil)
Lineage: Eukaryota; Metazoa; Chordata; Mammalia; Dasyuromorphia; Dasyuridae
Product: olfactory receptor 4C11-like
Exons: 1
Coding region: 1-933 (310 amino acids)
Biological process (GO): G protein-coupled receptor signaling pathway
Cellular component (GO): membrane
Molecular function (GO): olfactory receptor activity; G protein-coupled receptor activity
Source: RefSeq, a predicted model, not a curated record
AUGAAAAAUAAUGUGACUGAAUUUCUUCUUGUUGGACUAACCAAGGACCCAACAAGGGAAAAAAUAGUAUUUGUCAUCAUCUUGAUCUUCUACAUUGCCACUAUUUUGGGGAACCUGCUUAUUAUCAUCACUGUUAAGUACAGUCCCACACUUGGAUCCCCCAUGUACUUCCUCCUCACCUAUUUAUCUUUUUCUGAUGCUUGUUUGUCAACCACCACAGCCCCAACACUCAUAGUAGAUUGUCUACGUAAGAGAAAGACUAUCUCCUUUGAUGAGUGCAUGAUCCAAUUAUUUACAGGGCACUUCUUUGGCUGCAUGGAGAUCUUGGUCCUCAUCUUGAUGGCUUAUGAUCGCUAUGCAGCCAUCUGUAAACCUCUACAAUACUUGACUAUCAUGAAUAAGAAAGUAUGUAGGAUCUUGGUGGAAUUAGCCGGGGUGGGGUCAUUUGUGCAUUCCAUUGCCCAACUCUUCAUUGUUUUGAGUUUACCCUUCUGUGGUCCCAAUGUAGUCAACCACUAUUUCUGUGAUGUGCAACCCUUGAUGAAGUUGGCCUGUACAGACACAUAUGUGUUAAACCUCUUGGUUGUUUUUAAUAGUGGAGCUAUCUGCAUGGUGAGUUUUAUAUUGUUAAUGGGCUCUUAUAUUGUUAUUUUGUAUUCUUUGAGAAAUCAGAGUAGAGAGGGGAGGUACAAAGCCCUGUCCACCUGCAGCUCUCACAUCCUUGUUGUACUCAUAUUUUUUGGUCCCUGUAUAUUCAUAUACAGCAGGCCACUGACCACUUUUCCUGUGGAUAAAUUGGUGGCUGUGUUUUAUGCCAUUGGAACCCCUUUCUUAAAUCCUUUGAUCUACACACUGAGAAAUAAAGAAGUUAAAACAGCUAUGUGGAAACUAUGGAGCAGCAGAAAAUCUUUACAUGCAAAACAAUGUGGAUAG